GGAAGGAUAGCGUGCGCUAAUGUCCUCAGUGAUCUCUAUGCUAUGGGCAUCACAGAGUGUGACAACAUGCUGAUGCUACUCAGUGUCAGCCAGAAGAUGUCUGAGAAGGUAGGUAUUGCUGUACAAAAUGAUCUUGUUGCCAUCUGAUGCACAUUCAAAUGUCAUAAUAAAUCAACACUGCAGAGCUCCUCCCUGUCCUCGGGCCGUGCCCUGAUUAUAUUACUGCUGAUGAUAUCUAGAAAUGUGCUCCUUAAACUUGACCCAAAAAAAACCUCUGGGUCAGAUGGUCUAGACCCUGUCUUCUUUAAGGUUGCAGCCCCUAUCAUCGCCAAGCCUGUCUCUGACCUUUAACCUGUCUCUCCUCUCUGGGGAGGUUCCCAUUGCUUGGAAGGCAGCCACGGUGCGUCCUUUAUUUAAAGGAGGAGGUCAAGCUGAUCCUAACUGUUAUAGGCCAAUUUCUAUUUUGCCCUGUUUAUCAAAAGGUGUUGGAAAAACCUGUCAAUAAUCAACUGACUGGCUUUCUUGAUGUCUAUAGUAUUCUCUCUGGUAUGGAAUCUGGUUUCCGCUCAGGUUAUGGAUGUGUCACUGCAACCUUAAAGGUCCUAAAUGAUGUCACCAUUGCCCUUGAUUCUAAGCAAUGUUGUGCUGCUAUUUUUAUUGACUUGGCCAAAGCUUUUGAUACGGUAGACCGGCUUUGCCCAAACUGGGGAAUACGUUCCCCCAGGGGUACGCGCAAUGCUGUCGGUGGUACGCCAAAUACAAAAUGUGAUUCACAUUUUCAAACAGUCCAUUUAGAUUUUCCAACGGGGCUAUACAUUUGGGUGAUGUUUUUUUCCUCGCCUGAGUAGCCUUGUUUCACUGCCAAAAAAUAAAAUUAAACCAUCUAGUGUUCAACGAAAUGAAAAACACAAUGUCAAAUACAGGUAGCCUAGUCAAAUAAUUAACAUCCAAUCACAUUAACCGUCACUCUCUCGUGGGAAUUCCACUAACGGUCCAUUUGUAGCUGCUGCUUAUUCCGUUUGCUCGAAAAUUGAUAAAUGUUUAAAAAUAAAGUACGGCCCUCGUCCAUAGAGACACAUACCAGCUCUACCAGCGGUACUGCUACCCCCAGCGGUCCUGCUACCCCCAGCGGUACUGCUACUCCCAGCGGUACUGCACCUGCACCUGUCGACGACACAAGUGGUUCUGCUUCCACCAACACAGCCAACGCUAGCAUCAGUCAUUCUACAUCCCAGCAAGCACGGACACUGACCGUUGUGAAUCUGACGCAGCCGAAAGAGCUACUGCCCCCUUACCCGGGUAAGCACCGAACAACAGACGGGGACGUUGGACCAUCGAAGAGGCGCAAAUAUGAUGAGAACUACAUUGAUUUGGGGUUCACUUUAUAUUGGGAGUAGUGCCUUUCCUCAAGCCACGGUGCUGCCAAAGGAAUGGGGACACUGCAGCAUCCACCGAGAGGCUCUUGCUGCCAAGGGAAUGGGGACACUGCACUCCACCGAGAGGCUCUUGCUGCCAAGGGAAUGGGGACACUGCAGCAUCCACAGAGAGGCUCUUGCUGCCAAGGGAAUGGGGACACUGCAGCAUCCACCGAGAGGCUCUUGCUGCCAAGGGAAUGCCUGACAGCUGGAAAGACGUUUUGGACACUACUUAUCCCAGAGGCUGCUCCAAGACGCCGCCGGGGGAGAAAAGGUAUUCGGAGUGGACUUCUAGUCCGACUCGGGAGGCGGGCACAUCAUCCACCGCUUCCGACUAUAUUACUCGCUAAUGUUCAGUCUCUGGACAAUAAAGUAGGCGAUCUCAGGGCGAGGAUCUCCUUCCAGAGAGACAUCAGGGACUGUAACAUAAUCUGUUUCACGGAAUCAUGGCAGUCUCCGGAUACACUGUCCCCGUCCAUACAGCCAGCUGGGUUCUCAGUACAUCGCGCAGACCGCAAUAAAGAACUCUCCGGGAAGAAGAAAGGCGGUGGUGUAUGUUUCAUGAUUAACUACUCAUGGUGUGACUGUGAUAACGUACAGGAACUCAAGUCCUUUUGUUCACCCGACCUAGGAUACCUCACAAUCAAAUGCCGAUGUCACGACUUCCGCCGAGGCUGCCCCCCCUCCUGGUUCGGGCAGGCUUCGGCGUUCGUCAACACCGGAGUACUAGCUACUGCCGAUCCCAUUCUCAUCACUCCACUUGUGUAUAAGUGUUCCCCUUGUCUUUGUGAGUGAGGAUCUCCUUCCAAAGAGACAUCAGGGACUGUAACAUACUCUGUUUCACGGAAUCAUGUCUCUCUCCCGAUAUACUGUCCCUGUCCAUACAGCCAGCUGGGUUCUCAGUACAUCGCGCAGACAGGAAUAAAGAACUCGCCGGGAAGAAGAAAGGUGUAGCUCAGGGGUACUCAACUACUAUUUGAGAUGGUCCAGUGACACAAAUUUCCUAGGUGGCAAAGGUCCGGAGGGAGAUCGUCCUUUAUCGGCGCUGUGGUACAACGUAGUAACAAACAUAGUCGUCUACGACUUAUAUAAAAUGUACAUUAAAUACAUUAAAUGAGACUAAGAACUUGAAAUAAUUACUUUUGAAUGUAAACGUGCAACAUUGCAUCAACGUUGCUGAAGAACAAAAGUGGUUGCAUAAUUGUCUAUGAAAAAGGUGCACUCUGAAACAUUGUACAUGGGCCUUGAAUAAAAAUAUAUAUAUAUAAAAUAAAGUGCAUGUUUUCUGGAGAACAAAGGAGAGUUGAACAAAUAUAAUAAUCUGAAUGCUCAGAACGUCACUGUGAGCCAUGCAAUACUCAUGUAUAAGUCCUUCUGGGCCUUUCCCUGCAUUAAUGAGAGAAAUGACACUUUCUGUCUCCUGCCAAUGCUUUGAACUUUGGCACAAAUGGUGUGAGAGCAACUCGGAGACACUGGUGCAGGUGUUCAUUGGUGAGCCUGGUGCGGUAUUUGUUUUGAAUAAAGUUCAUUGUGGAGAAGGCUGAUUCCCAGCUGUCUGUGGAUCCAAACAUGGUCAGGAUGUAUAGCGCCAGCUGUCUGUGGAGCCAAACAUGGUCUGGAUGUGUAGCGCCAGCUGUCUGUGGAUCCAAACAUGGUCAGGAUGUGUAGCGCCAGCUGUCUGUGGAGCCAAACAUGGUCAGGAUGUGUAGCGCCAGCUGUCUGUGGAUCCAAACAUGGUCAGGAUGUGUAGCGCCAGCUGUCUGUGGAUCCAAACAUGGUCUGGAUGUGUAGCGCCAGCUGUCUGUGGAGCCAAACAUGGUCUGGAUGUGUAGCGCCAGUUUCCUGAACAGGGACAUCAGCUGCAGGCGCCAUCUUUCCCCAGAAAGGGACAGGGUCACGAUCACCAGCCGGCUCCUUCAGAGCCAAUCACCAGCCGGCUCCUUCAGAGCCAAUCACCAGCCGGCUCCUUCAGAGCCGAUCACCAGCCGGCUCCUUCAGAGCCAAUCACCAGCCGGCUCCUUCAGAGCCAAUCAACAGCCGGCUCCUUCAGAGCCAAUCACCAGCCGGCUCCUUCAGAGCCAAUCAACAGCCGGCUCCUUCAGAGCCAAUCAACAGCCGGCUCCUUCAGAGCCAAUCAACAGCCGGCUCCUUCAGAGCCAAUCAACAGCCGGCUCCUUCAGAGCCAAUCAACAGCCGGCUCCUUCAGAGCCAAUCACCAGCCGGCUCCUUCAGAGCCAAUCACCAGCCGGCUCCUUCAGAGCCAAUCACCAGCCGGCUCCUUCAGAGCCAAUCACCAGCCUGCUCCUUCAGAGCCAAUCACCAGCCUGCUCCUUCAGAGCCAAUCACCAGCCGGCUCCUUCAAAGACACAUUUUCUUGCAGCUCAAUCAACUCCAUUUGCAGUGAUGCAACAUCAACCCAUCUGAAGAUCCGUUUUGCUUCUUCUGACAACUUUGUCACAUUUGUGACCAAGAAGGGGGUUCUGGAUGAGCAGCAGCAGUUCUCCUCCAACAGUGAAGUCAUCAAAGCGAGCCUUGAAGUUCUCCAUCAGCUUCUGGAUGAAAUCAACCUGGUUGGGAACAUCUUUGUCUCCCUGCGUUUGGGCCAGAAGAUUGGGGACAAGUUCUCCCUGGAGAUCAUUCUUGAAAAGCUCCAAUGUCUUCUGGAAAGCCCGGACUGCCGUUAUCAUAUCUCACACUGUGUUGUCCCGUCCCUGCAGCUUAACAUUCAGUUGAUUAAGGUGUGAUGGAAUGUUUGUCAAAAAUGCAACAGUUUCCAUCUUCUCCUCAUCUUCCAAAAACUCAAACUGAGUUGCCUUGUCACUCUUUUGCCCUGAUAACAAAGCUUUGAUUUCCUCCUGAAUGGUCCAAAAGCGUUCCAAAACCCUGCCUUUGCUGAGCCAUCUGACAUUGUUGUAGUAAGUCAUCAUAGCUGGCAUUGGCCUCAGUCAGAAUGCCUCGUAGCAGGCGGUGUUGCAGGGAUGAUGUUGCUUUCGUUGUCAUGACCUCGGAAUACUAUUUUUGCAGACUGGCACACAGGACAGAUUGAUGUAUGAUGCAGUGAUAUGAUGUCAGGUCAGGAUGUUUCAACCAGUCCCCUCCCUCUUCCUGUCACGGCCGGAGCUCCAUCUGUGGUGAUGGAGACCACUGACUUCAGAUCUAUCCCCCUUUCUGUCAGCAUCCCUUUGAUGGCCUCAUGGAUAUCCUCUCCCCGUGGGCUUCUAGAUGUGUUAAGCUCAACAACUCCUCCCAGAAUCCCUUCUUUGUUUCGUUAUAAAACAAACACCAGAAGCUGGGCAUUAUCAGUGGUAUCUGUUGAUUCAUCUACAGCUAAUGAAAUGCAUGGUGCAUUCUGAAUGGCCUCAUCAAGUUGGGAAUUUAAAUCUUUGGCUAAUAUUUCAGUUCUCCUCAUGGCUGUGGAAUCUGACAGUGGGAUCUGUUUGAUCUUUUCCCUGAGCUCAUCUUUUUGUUUACCUUCAAGCAAGGUGUUAGCAACUUCACACAUGCAUUGUUUUACCAUCUCAGCGUCUGAAAAUGUUUUUUUGGUGUUUUCCCAAAACCCAAGCUAUCCUCAGUGAACACUCCAUUGCAGGUUGUUGGGCUGUCAGGGAAUUGACAAGGACUUGGGUGGACCUCUCAUAUUGGGAUUUGAGUUGGUUAAUCCAGUUUGUUCUCACCUCCGUGUCUGAUCCAGUUUACUAUGCCUGGUGUCAUAAUGGUGUUUAACAUGGGCACUUUUCAGGAGAGCUACGACUCACUGCAUAUCAGGCACAUUGGUUUGGUGCUAGUUGAGGGGAAAAUGAAUAAAUACUGUUCUGUCCACUCGUCUUUGAAUAUACGGCUUUCAGAGUCAACUUUUGUGUUUGUUUUAACAAGCCAUAUUAACAAAGAUACUGGUAACUAAGCUCCUUCUAUCUGUGAUAUUUACAGUUGAACCGCGGCCAAAUCUUUGUGUUUCUUUCUGCCUGCUUGUCCCAAGGUUCCGCUGAGGAUAUUUGGAUUAAUGUGAUUGGGUAAGACGCGGCCUCUUGUAUUUGCAUAUAACCACGCAAUUGGAUAAGACGGGGCACUAGUAGAGGUGGGCGUGGCUUCGAGAGAGUGAGAAAGAGAGGUUGCUGAGUUAGAGGCCGCUGUCUAAAAAUAAUGUAUUGACUUUUAUAUAACAAAAUGCGAUGAUGUCGGGAUUGACCCUUCUCUGGGUCCGGACCGCGGUCUGCCAGUUGAGUUUGGCUGGCGUAGGUGUAUGUUUCAUGAUUUAACUAGUCAUGGUGUGAUUGUGUUAACGUACAAUAACUCAAGUCCUUUUGUUCCCCCGACCGCAUUACCUCCCAAGAGAUCUUCGGUUUUCGUCCCAGCCGUGUAUAUUCCCCCUCAAGCCGACACCCCGACGACCCCCGACACCACAACGGCCCCCGACACCACGACGACCCCCGACACCACGACGGCCCCCGACACCACGACGACCCCCGACACCACGACGACCCCCGACACCACGACGGCCCCCGACACCACGACGACCCUCAGGGAACUACACUGGACUUUGUGCAAACUGGAAACCGCAUAUCCUAUUUAUUGUAGCUGGGGACUUUAACAAAGUAAAUCUGAGGAAAACACUAAGAAGUUUCAUCAACACAUUGCCUGUAGUACUCAGUCUUCAAAAACUCUCGACCAUUGUUACUCUUUCUUCCUGAAUGGCUACAAGGCCCUCCCCCGCCCUCCCUUCGGCAAAUCAGAUCACCACUCCAUUCUGCUCCUCCCUUCCUAUAGGCAGAAAAUCUAAAUAUAUUUUAUAUUUGAGAUUCUUCAAAUAGCCACCCUUUGCCUUGAUGACAGCUUUGCACACUCUUGGCAUUCUCUCAACCAGCUUCACCUGGAAUGCUUUUCCAACAGUCUUGAAGGAGUUCCCACAUAUGCUGAGCACUUGUUGGCUGCUUUUCCUUCACUCUGCGCUCCAACUCAUCCCAAACCAUCUCAAUUGGGUUGAGGUCGGGGGAUUGGUCUGUGAUUUAUUUAGAAUUCAAGGCACACAUAAUCAGCAUGGCUACCACAGUAUUCUGCAGCGAUACGCCAUCACAUCUGGUUUGGGCUUAGUGGGACUAUAAUUUGUUUUUGAACAGGACAAUGACCCAACACACCUCCAGGCUGUGUAAGGGCUAUUUUACCAAGCAGGAGAGUGAUGUAGUGCUGCAUCAGAUGACCUGGCCUCCACAAUCACCCGACCUCAACCCAAUUGAGAUGGUUUGGGAUGAGUAGGACGCCAGAGUGAAGGAAAAGCAGCCAACAAGUGCUAAUCAUAUGUGGGAACUCCUUCAAGACUGUUGGAGAAGCAUUCCAGAUGAAGCUGGUUGAGAGAAUGCCAAGAGUGUGCAAAGCUGUCAACGCAAAGGGUGGCUACUUUGAAGAAUCUCAAAUAUAUCAAAUAUAUUUUGAUUUAACAAUUUUCUGGUUACUUCAUGAUUCCAAAUGUGUUAUUUCAUAGUUUUGAUGUCUUCACUAUUAUUCUACAAUGUAGAAAGUAGUAAAAAUAAAGAAAAACCCUGGAAUGAGUAGGUGUGUCCAAACAUGACUGGUACUGUGUAUGUAAAAUAUAUGAUACUCCGGACUCCGACAUUGAUCGUUCUAAUAUUAUAUUUCUUAAUUCCAUUAUUUUACUUUAGAUCUGUGUGUAUUGUUAGAUACUACUGCACUGUUGGAGCUAGGAUCAUAAGCAUUUCGCUACACCUGCAAUAACAUCUGCUAAAAAAUGUGUAUGUGACCAAUAAAAUGAGUUUUGAUUUGAACAUCAUGCUGUGUAUGUAGCAGCGUGUCUGGUGGGGCUUCGGAACAACUAACUGGCUGUUCAUUCAUAAACCCACUCAUCUGCAAAUGUCAGACUUUGGACUGACUGUUACAUGUGAAGCAACCUCUCUGUAGCGUGUUUGUGUGUGCGUCAGACGUGCAUGUGUUCCUGGAGUUAUGCCCAGUCCGUCUAACCUGCAGAACUGGAAGCUAGUUGGCCGUAAUGAUGUGUGUUUUGUCUGUGUGCAGGAGCGCGAGCUUGUGAUGAAAUGAUAACCGUGUCUGUGUGCAGGAGCGUGAGCGUGUGAUGAAAUGAUAACCGUGUCUGUGUGCAGGAGCGUGAGCGUGUGAUGAAAUGAUAACCGUGUCUGUGUGCAGGAGCGUGAGCGUGUGAUGAAAUGAUAACCGUGUCUGUGUGCAGGAGCGCGAGCUUGUGAUGCCUCUGAUGAUCCGUGGUUUCCGUGAUGCGGCGGAGGAGGGCGGGACUUCUGUGACGGGCGGCCAGACGGUGGUCAACCCCUGGAUCAUCAUAGGGGGCGUGGCCUCGGUCGUCUGCCAACCCAACGAGUUCAUCAUGUAAGAGCGGGAGUGGGGGUUCUGUUCAGAGAGUGGUCAUGGUGUUAUCAGUGGGUUCUGUUCAGAGAGUGGUCAUGGUGUUAUCAGUGGGUUCUGUUCAGAGAGUGGUCAUGGUGUUAUCAGUGGGUUCUGUUCAGAGAGUGGUCAUGGUGUUAUCAGUGGGUUCUGUUCAGAGAGUGGUCAUGGUGUUAUCAGUGGGUUCUGUUCAGAGAGUGGUCAUGGUGUUAUCAGUGGGUUCUGUUCAGAGAGUGGUCAUGGUGUUAUCAGUGGGUUCUGUUCAGAGAGUGGUCAUGGUGUUAUCAGUGGGUUCUGUUCAGAGAGUGGUCAUGGUGUUAUCAGUGGGUUCUGUUCAGAGAGUGGUCAUGGUGUUAUCAGUGGGUUCUGUUCAGAGAGUGGUCAUGGUGUUAUCAGUCUGUUCAGAGAGUGGUCAUGGUGUUAUCAGUGGGUUCUGUUCAGAGAGUGGUCAUGGUGUUAUCAGUGGGUUCUGUUCAGAGAGUGGUCAUGGUGUUAUCAGUCUGUUCAGAGAGUGGUCAUGGUGUUAUCAGUCUGUUCAGAGAGUGGUCAUGGUGUUAUCAGUCUGUUCAGAGAGUGGUCAUGGUGUUAUCAGUGGGUUCUGUUCAGAGAGUGGUCAUGGUGUUAUCAGUGGGUUCUGUUCAGAGAGUGGUCAUGGUGUUAUCAGUGGGUUCUGUUCAGAGAGUGGUCAUGGUGUUAUCAGUGGGUUCUGUUCAGAGAGUGGUCAUGGUGUUAUCAGUGGGUUCUGUUCAGAGAGUGGUCAUGGUGUUAUCAGGGGGUUCUGUUCAGAGAGUGGUCAUGGUGUUAUCAGUGGGUUCUGUUCAGAGAGUGGUCAUGGUGUUAUCAGUGGGUUCUGUUCAGAGAGUGGUCAUGGUGUUAUCAGUGGGUUCUGUUCAGAGAGUGGUCAUGGUGUUAUCAGUGGGUUCUGUUCAGAGAGUGGUCAUGGUGUUAUCAGUGGGUUCUGUUCAGAGAGUGGUCAUGGUGUUAUCAGUUCUUGUUGGUAGCCUAGAGGUUAGAGUCCAGCCAGACAGGAUCAAUACUGUAUCUUACUGUGUGUGUGUGUGUGUAGGCCAGCCAGGAUCAAUACUGUAUCUUACUGUGUGUGUGUGUGUAGGCCAGACAGGAUCAAUACUGUAUCUUACUGUGUGUGUGUGUAGGCCAGACAGGAUCAAUACUGUAUCUUACUGUGUGUGUGUGUAGGCCAGACAGGAUCAAUACUGUAUCUUACUGUGUGAUUGUGUGUAGGCCAGACAGGAUCAAUACUGUAUCUUACUGUGUGUGUGUGUGUAGGCCAGACAGGAUCAAUACUGUAUCUUACUGUGUGUAGGCCAGACAGGAUCAAUACUGUAUCUUACUGUGUGUGUGUGGGCCAGACAGGAUCAAUACUGUAUCUUACUGUGUGUGUGUGUAGGCCAGACAGGAUCAAUACUGUAUCUUACUGUGUGUGUGUGUGUAGGCCAGACAGGAUCAAUACUGUAUCUUACUGUGUGUGUGUGUGUGGGCCAGACAGGAUCAAUACUGUAUCUUACUGUGUGUAGGCCAGACAGGAUCAAUACUGUAUCUUACUGUGUGUGUGUGGGCCAGACAGGAUCAAUACUGUAUCUUACUGUGUGUGUGUGUAGGCCAGACAGGAUCAAUACUGUAUCUUACUGUGUGUGUGUGUGUGGGCCAGACAGGAUCAAUACUGUAUCUUACUGUGUGUGUGUAGGCCAGACAGGAUCAAUACUGUAUCUUACUGUGUGUAGGCCAGACAGGAUCAAUACUGUAUCUUACUGUAUCUGUACUGGAUGUGUUGGUCCUGACCGUGUCUGUGUGUGUGUAGGCCAGACAGUGCAGUACCGGGGGACGUGUUGGUCCUGACCAAGCCUCUAGGAACCCAGGUAGCUGUCAACGCUCACCAGUGGCUGGACCAGGUAGGGUACCAUACUGCUGUCUGUCUGUCUGUCUGUCUGUCUGUCUGGUGGCUGGACCAGGUAGGGUACCAUACUGCUGUCUGUCUGUACUGUUGUGGCUGGACCAGUAGGGACCAUACUGCUGUCUGUACGUCUGUCUGGUGGCUGGACCAGGUAGGGUACCAUACUGCUGUCUGUCUGUCUGUCUGUCUGGUGGCUGGACCAGGUAGGGUACCAUACUGCUGUCUCUGUCUGUCUGUCUGGUAGCUGGACCAGGUAGGGUACCAUACUGCUGUCUGUCUGUCUGUCUGGUAGCUGGACCAGGUAGGGUACCAUACUGCUGUCUCUGUCUGUCUGGUGGCUGGACCAGGUAGGGUACCAUACUGCUGUCUGUCUGUCUGUCUGUCUGGUGCUGACCAGUAGGUACCAUUCUGUGUCUGUCUGUCUGUCUGUCUGUCUGUCUGUCUGUCUGUCUGUCUGUCUGUCUGUCUGUCUGUCUGUCUGUGUCUGUGUCUGUGUCUGUGUCUGUGUCUGUGUCUGUGUCUGUGUCUGUGUCUGUGUCUGUGUCUGUGUCUGUGUCUGUGUCUGUGUCUGUGUCUGUCUGGUGGCUGGACCAGGUAGGUCAUAUUCUAGCAGACUGGUCUGUCUUCUUAGUCUAUCAGAGGCUUCUUUGGGUGUUUCUCUGGUGUCCAAAAAUGUGGAUCUCAUUGAAAAAGAUAAAUAAUCAAUCUGUCUCCUCUCUUUCCCUCUCUCUCCCUCUUUCCCUCUCUCUCCCUCUUUCCCUCUCUUUCCCUCUUUCCCUCUCUCUCCUCGAUCUCUCCCCCUCUCUCGUGUGUGCGCGUGCACAGCCAGAGAGGUGGAAUAAGAUCAAGCUGGUGGUCUCUAAGGAGGAAGUGGAGCAGGCCUACCAGGAAGCCAUGUUCUCCAUGGCAACGCUCAACCGCACAGGUAACACACACACACUAAUAUAACAGGUAGCCUAGGGAUUAAGCGCAUUGGGCCAGUAACCGAAAGGUCGCUGGUUCGAAUCCCCGAGCCGGCAAGGUGGGAAGCGUCUGCCAUUCUGCCCUUGAGCAAUGCAGUUAACCCCCAAGAACAACUGCUCCCUGGGCGCCGAAAAGUGGACAUGGAUUAAGGCAGCCCCCUACACCUGUCUGAUUUCAGAGGGCUUGGGUUAAAUGUGGAAGACACAUUUUAGGUUGAAUGCAUUCAGUUGUGCAUCUGACUAGGUACCCCCCCCCCCCCCCCCCCCCCCCCCCCCCCCCCCCCCACACACACACACACACACACACACACACACACACACACACAACAACCCGGUCUGUAAACCGCUCUGUGUGUUUGUGUGCUCACAGCGGCAGGCCUCAUGCACAGGUUCCAGGCCCACGCGGCAACAGACGUGACUGGGUUCGGGUUGCUAGGGCACGCCCGUAACCUAGCGACGACGCAGCGUGCUGAGGUAGCCUUCGUCAUCCAUAACCUCCCCAUCAUUACCAAGAUGGCCGCCAUCAGCAAGGCCUGUGGAAACCUCUUCAACCUGCUGGGGGGGACGUCCUCGGAGACAUCUGGUAGGAGACUGGGGCCGGGCGAUUGGGCCAAAAAUAUCCAAUCACAAUACGUUUCACAUAUUUGACAGUAUUUUAUGUUUUUCAAUAAUUAAAAUUAUUUAUUUGUGCCCUAGGUGGCAACACAUACAUUCUAAGUGAUUUCAAAUGGGGCUUUCUCCAUUCGGAUUGUUUUAUACUGUUCAAUCAAACUUCAACAAAACAUUUCUCAUUUAAAAUGUCCACACUGCCACGUAAGGGCUGCACAACGUGGCCAAACGUAUCUAGGCCUUAUUUUUAACCAAAUAUUGCAAUUAGAUCAAAACACUUGAAUAGUUCUAAUUCCAUAGUUAAAACGUAAUACUGGGCAGUUCGAAGACAGUUUGACAACCAAUGAAAAAGUAUUUGAUCCCCUGCUGAUUUUGUAUGUUUGCCCACUGACAAAGACAUGAUCAGUCUAUAAUUUUAAUGGUAGGUUUAUUUGAACAGUGAGAGACAGAAUAAUAACAACAAAAAUCCAGAAAAACGCAUGUUAUUAAACGGAAAAGACUGACCUCUGAUUGGCUCAGACUUCCCUAUGGGGGAAAGAAUGGGGUUUUGGGAUAAAUGCCAAAAAUAACCUUGGACCUUAGAUCUUAACACAGGUUUAGGAAAUCUUAUUAUUUGUUAUAUAAUCACGUGUUUUGAUGGCGAACGAUUUUAAAAAUAGCUAUUUUUAUUUCUCAACUGGUAAUUGAAACGCGCUUCCCAUUGGCCUUUGAAGUGCAUCGACAAUGGUAGGAAGGUGUGAGCACGUCACGACGCAUUUUGAAAACAUAAACUUCAUUGUUUGAAACUUGAAAGUUUUAUUUCAUAUUAUGAGGCAUGUCUUACCUUGCUUCAAAGUAGCCUAUAGCCAAAAUUAUUUUAUAUAGACUUCCAUAUGCCAUUGAAACCAGUAGCCUAUUUCUCCCAUGUUCUGUUGGUUUUCAAAUCAACUUUCUUUCAUUGUCCAGUAGCCAAACUUCAAGCCUAGACAUAAUAGCAACCCCAUGCUAGCUGUUGCAUCUUUAGAUCUCUACAUUUCUAAUGGAUGUUUUCAUCUGUCACAUGGAACCGCUUGCAUGUGCGGUGCCCUUUUGGCAAUGGCGGUUUCCCGUCCACUGCUUUAUGGAACGAACAUUCGCGCGUAGCCUACUGCCUUGUGUGUGCUGACUGUUUAGCCUCUACGGGAUCGGUGUCCCGUAUACGGGACGGUUGAGCUAACGUGCGCUAAUGUGAUUAGCAUGACUGUUGUACGUAACAGGCAGCUUUCCAGGACAUAGACAUGUCUUAUAUGGGCAGAAAGCUUAAAUUAUUGUUAAUCUAACCACACUGUCCAAUUUACAGCAGCUAUUACAGUGAAGAAAUACCAUGCUAUUGUUUGAGGAGAGUGCACAACAACAAAAAACAUAUCAUGGCAACUGGUUUGAUACAUUCACCUCUGAAGGUAAAUAAUGUACUCACAUUCAGUAAUCUUGCUCUGAUUUGUCAUCCUAAGGGUCCCAGAGAUAAAAUGUAGCAUAGUUUGUUUAAUAAAAUCCAUUUUUAUAUUCAAAUGUAGGAACUGGGUUCUACAGUUUGAACCCUUGCUGUCUCUGGCUCCACACCCACCCCGCCCGGCCAUCUAGAUGUGUGAAAGUUAGUGUAGAAGCUAAUGAUCCAUCAUGUAUGACAUUCCUGGGAGUGUGUAAACUUACAUUUUGUAUUACCAUAUCAUUUUUGUAGUUAUGUACUUGAAAAUGUAUCAAUUGACCAAUUCGGCACAUUUGGGCAGACUUCAUACAAAAUAGUCCAGUAUUGCAAUGCUUCACUGGAUCAAUCUGAAACGUUUUACGCACACUGCGGCCAUCUAGUGGCCAAAGUCUAAAUUGCGCCUAAACUGCUCUAUUAUAUUGUGGCCUUUCUCUUGCAUUUCAAAGAUGAUUUUAAAAAAAAUAGUGUUAUCUUUUACCAGAUCUAAUGUGUUAUAUUCUCCUACAUUAAUUUCACAUUUCCACAAACUUCAAAGUGUUUCCUUUCUCAAAUAGUAUCAAGAAUAUGCAUGUCCUGAGCUACAGGCAGUUAGAUUUGCGUAUGUCAUUUUAGGCGAAAAUUGAAAAAGGGUCCGAUCCUUAAGAGGUUAAAGUGCAGUGUAUUUGACCUUUAAUUGUACAACAACCCAUAUUUAGAGAGAACAUCUUUAGGCCAUAUCGCUCAGCCUGAUGUUGAGUGUGAAAAACUCAGCAGCGUUGCAGUUCUCAAUCCGGUGCGCCUGGCAAAUACUACCAUACCAAAGGCACUUAAAUAUGUUAUCUUGCCUAUUCACCCUCUGAAUGGCACAUAUACACAAUCCAUGUCUCAAUUGUGUCAAGGCUUAAAAAUCCUUCUUUAACCCGUCUCCUCCCCUGAUUUUGAAGUGGAUUUAACAAGUGACAUCAAUAAGGGAUCAUAGCUUUCACCUGAUCAGUCUGUCAUGGAAAGAGCAGGUGUUCCUAAUAUUUUGUACACUUGGUGUAUAUAGAUCAUUUACACACAGGAGUCAGCUCAGACAGAUCCAUGUCAGACAGGCCCAGCUCAGACAGAUCCAUGUCAGACAGGCCCAGCUCAGACAGAUCCAUGUCAGACAGGCCCAGGUCAGACAGGCCCAGGUCAGACAGGCCCAGCUCAGACAGAUCCAUGUCAGACAGGCCCAGCUAAGACAGAUCCAUGUCAGACAGAUCCAUGUCAGACAGAUCCAUGUCAGACAGAUCCAUGUCAGACAGGCCCGGCUCAGACAGGCCCGGCUCAGACAGGCCCGGCUCAGACAGGCCCGGCUCAGACAGGCCCGGCUCAGACAGGCCCAGCUCAGACAGGCCCAGCUCAGACAGAUCCAUGUCAGACAGGCCCAGCUCAGACAGAUCCAGGUCAUGAGCUCCAUAAGCAGCAGAUUAUAAUUUAGAAAUGGAAAAUGAAAUGUGUUUAUGAAAGAAAUGUUAGUGCUUCGUAUCGCAUCAAACUGAAUCGCAGCGAAUCGCCCCUCUAAUCAAACUGAAUCGCAGCGAAUCGCCCCUCUAAUCAAACUGAAUCGCAUCGAUUCGUUCCUCUAAUCAAACUGAAUCGCAUCGAAUCGUUUAAAAACUAAAACGUAUUGUAUCUGAGCCCAUGCAUCGAGUCGUCUUGAAAGGGAAGGAUGCACAUCCCUACUAUUGCUCUCUCUUCCUCUGAUUUAGAAGAUACCGUUGCACCAGCAACAUGCUGAUCUGGUCCUACACCAUCACUGGAAUCAGGCUGUAUUAGAUACAGCGAGGGGAAAAAAGUAUUUCAUCCCCUGCUGUUAAAAUUAUAGACUGAUCAUGUCUUUGUCAGUGGGCAAACGUAGAAAAUCAGCAGGGGAUCAAAUACUUUUUUCCCUCACUGUAGGUAAGUUUGCUCUGACUCGGAUUACAUUUACAGCGAGCUCCAAAAGUAUUGGAACAGGGACACGUUUGGCUCUGUACUCCAGCACUUUGGAUUUGAAAUUAUACAAUGACUAUGAGGUUAAAGUACAGACUGUCAACUUUAAUUUGAGGGUAUUUUCAUCCAUAUCUGGUGAACCGUUUAUGAAAUGACAGCAUUGUUUGUACAUAGUCCCCCCAUUUUAGGGGACCAAAAGUAUUGGGACAAAUUCACUUACAUGUGUAUAAAAGUAUUAAGAAGUGUAGUAUUUGGUCCCAUAUUCACAGCACACAAUGACUACAUCAAGAUUGUGACUCUACAAAUUUGUUGGAUGCAUUUGCUGUUUGUUUUGGUUGUGUUUCAGAUGAUCUUGUGCCCAAUAGAAAUGAAUGGUAAAUAAUAUAUUGUGUCAUUUUGGAGUCACUUUUAUUGUGAAUAAGAAUAGAAUGUUUCUAAACACUUCUACAUGAAUGUGGACGCUACCAUGGUUACGGAUAAUCCUGAAUGAAUCGUGAAAAAUUGUGUGAGAAAGUUAAAUAAACGCACAAAUAUCAUACCCCCCCAAAAAUGCUAACCUCCCCUGUUAUUGUAAUGGUGAGAGGUCAGCAUGUCUUGGGAGGUAUGAUAUGUGCUCUGUAGCUUUCUCAUUCACCAUUAUUCACGAUUCAUUCAGGAUUAUCCGUAGUCAUGGUAGCAUCCACAUUCAUGUAGAAGCGUUUAGAAACAUAUUCUAUUGCUAUUUACAAUAAAUUACUCCCAAAUGACACUAUUUACCGUUCAUCCUGUGUGUAGGAGGCCUGCUAGUAAGCCUGCCCAGAGAGCAGGCGGCCCGGUUCUGUGCGGAGGUGAAGGGUCAGGGGUCGGGGGGAGGAGCCUGGAUCAUCGGCAUCGUGGAGAAAGGAGAACGCGGCGCUCGCAUCAUCGACAAACCACGCAUCAUCGAAGUCCCGCCCAGAGGGACCGCUGCAGCCAAUCAGGAGAACAGCAGCUCCACUAGUCCCGCUCCCGGCGAUACGAUGUCAUAGACUCUCCCUCUGACGUGUGGUGUGUGAGGCGGUCCAUCUCGUUCCCCUGUUUAGCCACAGGAGCUACAGCCCAAAACACCUAACAUGCUGGGAGAGGGAUUGGACAAUGCUCCAAACCGUUCCUCUUCCAAAUGAAAUUAACAUUCCGACAGUUUUCCCUCCAAAAUCAGUGAAUGGGAAAUCGAUCAAGUUUUGUAUGUGUGAUUUAGAGUGGGGGUCAGAGCAUUGUCCUGGUGAAGCUUUUGUCAUUGUGGGAGGGGUUGGAAAAUGUCAUUGUGUUUAAUGUGUUUCUAUAUUGGCUUGUCUAUCAGGAUGUCUGGCACCACCCAUUGGUUCAGAGGCAGGGUUGAGCAGCUCUCUCUGGACCAAUGGGGUCGUCCG
This is a messenger RNA of Coregonus sp. 'balchen', 16034 nucleotides long. NCBI's taxonomy places the organism in Eukaryota, Metazoa, Chordata, Actinopteri, Salmoniformes, Salmonidae. The record is from the annotation of a GenBank genome assembly.